AUGAACUUUUAUAGCGAAAACGAUUCGUUGUUGCGUAAAAACUCGGUAUUCACUAAUAAUUCCUCCAAUUUGAAUAACGAUAACUAUAACAAUCUCUCCACAAACUCCCCAUCAAACUAUAUCGUUGGUUCAAUCGGCAGAUUUGCUUCUUCUUAUACAAGAGCACAGUCUUUCAAAUUCAUCGAAGGCAAUAUAUCAACUGCAAGAUCCUACUUUGUUAAUGGCGAAGACGAGGUCUUCGACCCAAAGACUCUUGCUCCAAGUGUCAAAGGCCAAAGAUUAUCAAGUUAUGAUAACGUCUCCUCGAAUGACGAAGCCAUCGACGACCAGUCCAUUGUCAUCACCAUCGACAACAACAACUCAAACACUUUUAACAACCACAAUCCCAUGUCCUCCAUCAUGGGCAGAAACUUCCGAACAAACUCGGUUUACUCCAGAUUCUCUAUCCCAAACACAAUCUCCACAAUAAACGACCAAAACUCUCUACUAAUCAAUCCGGUUCACACAAACACUGGCAAAGUUGUCCCCAUCAUUCAAGGACAAUCCACUUCUCCCCAAACCGUUUUCAACUCUAUAAACGUCUUGAUUGGCAUCGGUUUGUUAGCCCUACCAUUGGGUUUGCAAAAAGCUGGUUUGAUCAUCGGCUUGCCCUUACUAUUCAUUUCAGCUUUCUCGACAUUUCAAACCGCUAAAUUAUUAAGCGCUUGUAUGGACACUGACCCAACUCUAAUGACCUAUGCUGAUCUAGGUUAUGCUACUUUUGGUAAGAAUGGAAGAGCUUUGAUCUCGGUCCUAUUCUCUCUCGAUUUGAUCUCCGCAGGGGUGGCUCUCAUCGCUUUAUUUGCUGACUCUUUAAAUGCUCUAUUUCCAAACUUCUCCAAACUUCAAUUGAAGAUAUUAGCCUUUUGCAUUUUGACUCCCCCAACGUUUUUGCCUUUGUCGGUUUUAUCCAUCAUCUCCUUGCUAGGAAUAUCCUCCACCAUUCUCAUUGUCAUCUUCAUCUUCAUCGCCGGCUUGAUAAAGCCCACUUCUCCCGGCUCUUUAAUUUCCAUCAUGCCCAUCAAUCUUUAUCCCCAAUCUCUUCCUCAGUUGUUACUAGCCUUGGGUAUUCUAAUGGCCCCUUGGUCUGGCCAUGCUGUCUUUCCCAACUUGAAAAACGAUAUGAGAUUUCCUUCGAAUUUCAAAAACUGCCUAAGUGUCACCUAUAUUAUCACUUUUCUAACCGACUUUUCCAUGUCCAUUAUCGGUGUCUUGAUGUUCGGUAAUCAGGUCAAAGAGGAAAUCACUAAAAGUAUUCUCAUCACAAAGGGCUACCCUAAAUUCAUUCACUUGACUAUUUUAUCUCUAAUCGCGAUGGUUCCCAUCGCAAAGACUCCUUUAAAUGCCAGACCAAUCAUUUCAAUUUUGGACUAUUUCAUGAACUUGAACGAGGAGGAAAUAAUCGAUGAAAACGAUGCUGAUUUUUCUAAAAGUCUUUAUAAAAAAAUAAUGAAGAUAUUUAAUAGAGUAUUUGUCAAUUUUCUAUUUGUUAUCAUUGCGAUCAUUUACCCUCAGUUUGAUAAAAUUUUAGCAUUAAUGGGAUCAGCAUUGUGUUUUUUGAUCUGUCUAAUAUUGCCUUGUUUGUUUUAUUUGACUAUCUGCAAGGAUUCAAUAACUGCUAAGGAAAGAGUUAUUUGUUAUUUAACUAUUUUCAUUAGCUCAAUUUUAUCUAUAAUCGGCACUAUUGCCGCACUCACUGUCAAUUAA
Ascoidea rubescens DSM 1968 is the source of this 1746-nucleotide messenger RNA. RefSeq names its product Avt1p (gene AVT1). The record is from RefSeq and is a predicted model, not a curated record. Gene Ontology annotation, cellular component: vacuolar membrane. Bases 1 to 1746 code for a protein of 581 amino acids. Gene Ontology annotation, molecular function: amino acid transmembrane transporter activity. The transcript has 3 exons. Gene Ontology annotation, biological process: amino acid transmembrane transport. NCBI's taxonomy places the organism in Eukaryota, Fungi, Ascomycota, Saccharomycetes, Ascoideales, Ascoideaceae.